GGUUCCGUGUACGAUGAAUAUCCUAAAUAUUAUCUUUUGCUUAUUAGUUUUGGUAGUGAUCUAUGAUCCUUGGAUACACACAUAUAAGAUUUGUACGGAAUGUAACGUGAAUUUAAGGGUUCCAAGCGUCAAUCAAUGCGGAUCGUUUUGUGACAUCGUUUCAAACAAAACCAAGGAUUCCAUCCCCAGCAAAAGGUCUUGGAAAUUGAAGCUGAUAUGUCGCAGUGAUACAUCCCUUUUCAUUGGCGCGGAUUUGGAUCUCAAAUUUGAAAACCUGGAUUCUAUCGUCUUCCAGAUUUAUGAACUUUAUGCACCAGAAACAACGAGGCCCGUCUAUUACCUCCAGGAUAAAUUGGUAUCCAAUAUGAAGUUUGACAACCUGAGUGAAAGUACCUCAUACACAGUUUCUGUGGCGGCAUACAACAGGAAGGCGGAGCUGAUCGGAAAGAGCAAGGAGUAUUGGUUCGAAACACUAUCAAGCAAAUAUGCUCCAGGGAAACCAAAAAACCUUAGGCUCCAGAACAUAACCAUUGAUGAAAACAACCCGAAAGCGGUUAAGGCCCGAAUUAGCUGGGAGCCCGCUGGGAACAAAAAUUGUGACUUUGAAGUUGUGACAAUCAUGGGCGACUAUAUUCGCUCCAAUGGCGGCACUCACGGAAUAUUCUACUCAGAAGUGGCAAAUGUUGAAAUGGGGACAACCUUUCAUGUUGGAAUAGAAGGCAAGCGUCCAAACGCAAGCCACUUGCAAGGAAAACCAACAUGGAGAGAAUUCACAGUCCCAUCCUGUUUGGAGAUGUACCCCGACAAUUUAACAAUAUGCGCACCACCAGAACCUCAAGGACUCAACUUCCAACUGAGCUACUUCUACUUUGGCAGUCUUUCCAUCGACAUCACCUGGGACACACCAAGGCUUCUUCCUGAUUAUUAUAAACUAUCCAUCUCGGUUUUGUCACCAGACAUGAAGACCUCGACGAUCAGAUACUUCGUUUCCGGAGAGAAGAACCGAUUUUUGGUAAACCAUUUCAGCGGAGAUGGUUUAAAUGUCGAAAUUCAACUGAAGGCGUAUUCAAAGGGUGGUUUCUCAUCGGCGAUAGUUGGAGGGUCGCUGUCAGAGAUAAAGGAAAAUGCCUUAGAUAAUUAUAUACGAUUUUUCAUAAUGCCGUUGGGAGUCGUUAUUGUUUUUGUAUUUUUGAUACUUUUUGUUGCGUGUUUGAUCCUCAAGAUACAGAAAGAGAAUUCGGAAUUGAAUGCUAAGAUCAACAUCCAUAGGAAGAAGAUUAUGGCGAAAGCGCUACGUCGAUACUUACAGGAAGUACAUCGAAAUGAUGGUCUCGGAGAAAUUCUUGUAUAAAAAGUAUCUUUUUUAUAAAUAAAUGAAUCAAUUCGAA
This is a messenger RNA of Hermetia illucens (black soldier fly), 1388 nucleotides long. RefSeq names its product tyrosine-protein kinase receptor torso-like. Gene Ontology annotation, molecular function: protein binding. The coding region runs from base 14 to 1351 and encodes 445 amino acids. The transcript has a single exon. The record is from RefSeq and is a predicted model, not a curated record. Lineage: Eukaryota; Metazoa; Arthropoda; Insecta; Diptera; Stratiomyidae.